CUGGUUUAAAUUUGGUAAUAAUUCUGAGAGUGAAAGGAGUCUCCUUUUUGUCUCUUUCUGUCUCCGUUUUGAGUUUUUAUCAAAACAUUUUACUUUGCCGAUUUGCUCUCUCUUCUCUUCUCUCUCUCUGAAAUCUCUUUCCUUGAUUUUUCUUGGAGACAACGGAUCCAAAAUCGACGACACUCUCAAAACUAAAUCCAUGGAGAUUUUUCAGAUUCCGAUUCAGUUUCUCCUUCUUUAACAAAUCUCAUCAGAUUCGCCCACCAAGUGUUUGUUGAAAUUCCCGAGAGAGAGUGGAAUUAAAGAUGAAGGAUUUUCCUUCUUGCUUUGGUGAAAAUGGUGUUCAAGUAGCGGAUUCAUCGUCUUCUAACUCCGGGAAAAAUGCUCAGAAUUUGGUUACUUGUAUCUACCAGUGUCGAAUUCGUGGAAGAAAUUGUUUGAUCACUGUGACAUGGACUAAGAAUUUGAUGGGUCAAAGUGUAACCGUUGGUGUUGAUGAUUCUUGUAACCAAAGUUUGUGUAAAUUCGAGAUUAAGCCGUGGUUGUUCACUAAACGGAAAGGGUCUAAGAGUUUAGAGGCGUAUUCGUGUAAUAUCGAUGUUUUUUGGGAUCUUUCGUCUGCGAAAUUUGGAUCAGGUCCUGAAGCUUUGGGAGGAUUCUAUGUUGGUGUUGUUGUAGACAAAGAAAUGGUUUUGCUUCUUGGUGAUAUGAAGAAAGAAGCUUUUAAGAAGACGAAUGCUUCGCCUUCGUCUUUAGGUGCUGUGUUUAUUGCUAAGAAAGAGCAUGUUUUUGGUAAGAGAGUGUUUGCAACGAAAGCUCAGCUUUGUGCGGAUGGGAAAAUUCAUGAUCUAUUGAUUGAGUGUGACACGAGUGUCACUGAUCCUUGUCUUGUUGUUCGUGUGGAUGGGAAGACGUUGUUGCAGGUGAAGCGGCUUAAGUGGAAGUUUCGUGGCAACGAUACGAUAAUUGUUAAUAGAAUGGCUGUGGAAGUUCUAUGGGAUGUUCAUAGUUGGCUCUUUGGGUUGCCUCCAGCGGGUAACGCCGUGUUCAUGUUCAGGACUUGUCAAUCUACUGAGAAGAGCUUGUCUUUCUCAGAGGACAUGACAACAACAAACUCCAAGUCUCAAAGUUUUGGUUUUUCGUUGAUUCUGUACGCGUGGAAGAACGAGUAGACAAAAAAAAGAGAGUUUCUGGGUGCUAACAAAAACCUUAAAAGAGUUUGUUGAUUCCUUAUCGACAUUUUUUCUUUAUAGCAUGAUUAAUGAGUUGAUUCAUAAUUGGUUUCUGCAAUAUAUAUUUCCUUACACAAUGCUGGAUCCAGUUUGGUCUUGACGAAUGCGAUCUCUGUAUACAUCUGUUAUUUAUGUCCUAGAACUUUGUUUCCUUCUUCAGGUGGAUAGUGCGAAUACAUAUAUGCCUCGUUCGUUCGCAGUCU
Messenger RNA from Arabidopsis lyrata subsp. lyrata, 1435 nucleotides. RefSeq lists its product as uncharacterized. The transcript has 2 exons. Bases 306 to 1172 code for a protein of 288 amino acids. NCBI's taxonomy places the organism in Eukaryota, Viridiplantae, Streptophyta, Magnoliopsida, Brassicales, Brassicaceae. The record is from RefSeq and is a predicted model, not a curated record.